AUGGCCUACUUCAGGCAGCGGAUGUUUCUGUGGGCACCGAUGCGGAUGUGGAGUAUUCCAAUUAAAUGUGUGCAGUGCAACAGCAAGAUGCACCACUCUGGGAUUUACCCAAAAGCCCGGGAAGUAAUUGACCUUGACUCCAGGUAUUACUUGAUCGGCGGAGACUAUCCUCGGUGCAGUAAGUGCAAAAUCCCUGUCUGCCCUUGGAGCACUGAUGUGCUAAAUCAGUUGGAUCCUGCCCACCGAAACAAGUUCCCUGCUGUUCUCACCACACAGCACGCCCUGGACAGGAAGUGUGUUACCUUCCUCAAACCAAGAACAGUAGGAAACAGCUCCAGUUACAUGCAGCAAGCCCUGGAGGAAGUUCACAGUGAGGAGUGGGGAAGGCGCACAGUUGAGUACCUGUCGGACUGUACGCUUCACAGCAGGAGGACUGCAUUGACCCAGUAUGAGCCAGUAGCCUAUGAGCAGCCACCAACCUAUCGCACCCUACCCCUUGCACAGUGGUUUGAGAGGGUCCAUGCCAAUGAAAUCCUGGGUCAUCUGGAUGAGAUGAAGGGUGUCAUAACAUUGACAUACGGCAGGAUCCUAAAGCUCGACUCCACAAAAAAGAUCACAAAGAAGCUUGCUGGUGACAUUGCAGACUCGGCUACCUGGAUGACGAAUGUCACCAACGAAUGUGGGCAGCUGCUCAACUGUGUGCUCACCACUGGUGAGGGAGCUGGACUGGAUGAGUUGUGCCAGGGGAUCGUGAAGCGCUACAAGGAUGCCGGAGAGCCAGAGCCAGAAAUCAUUUAUGUUGACAGAGAUUGCUGCAGUGGGAAAGGUGUGUGA
Pleuronectes platessa (European plaice) is the source of this 834-nucleotide messenger RNA. RefSeq lists its product as uncharacterized. Lineage: Eukaryota; Metazoa; Chordata; Actinopteri; Pleuronectiformes; Pleuronectidae. The transcript is spliced from 2 exons. The coding region runs from base 1 to 834 and encodes 277 amino acids. The record is from RefSeq and is a predicted model, not a curated record.